AUGUCGCGCCAGCCAUCCCCUGGUCCCGUCAUCCCGGGCCAACAACCAAGCUACUAUCGCGACGCACACGGCCUUCCGAUCGAGAAGGGCCACCUUAAAAUUACUUACCGCGCUGGUGAACAAGCUGAUCAGUCGCAGCGGGGUGCACCAGCGCCGGGCACAGUCGCCACGUCAUCAUCUUCAUCCGGCCGCACAAAGAGCAGGGCAUACCAGAGUGGCAUCGCUGCUGGUGCAGAGGACGUUAAGUAUGCAGCCAAGUACAGAGACCUCAAGGCAAAAGUAAAAGAUAUUGAAUCAGACAACGAUAGACUCUUGUUCAAAGUCUUGCAAGCAAAGCGAAACAUCCAGCGCGCGAAGCUCGAACGAGCAAUCCUCUAUGAACGCCUCGGUGCUCUUCCCGCAUCGCCGCCCCCAGGAAAUGCACCCUUGCCGCCUCAGCAUGUAGCUCAGCAAGCUCCU
Messenger RNA from Fomitiporia mediterranea MF3/22, 459 nucleotides. RefSeq lists its product as uncharacterized. The transcript is spliced from 3 exons. The annotation marks the transcript as partial. The record is from RefSeq and is a predicted model, not a curated record. Lineage: Eukaryota; Fungi; Basidiomycota; Agaricomycetes; Hymenochaetales; Hymenochaetaceae.